Molecule: messenger RNA, 1572 nt
Organism: Vigna unguiculata (cowpea)
Lineage: Eukaryota; Viridiplantae; Streptophyta; Magnoliopsida; Fabales; Fabaceae
Gene: SPP1
Product: Phosphatidic acid phosphatase (PAP2) family protein
Cellular component (GO): endoplasmic reticulum membrane
Molecular function (GO): sphingosine-1-phosphate phosphatase activity
Source: RefSeq, a predicted model, not a curated record
UAGUUUCCUCUAUCUUCCACGGUCCAAUUUUGAUUCAGCCAUUCAUUUUCCUGCGAGUCUCCUUUGUUUUUCUUUCUCGGUUCCUCUCUUCUUCUUUUUCCCAAACCAACACCCAGAAAGAGGGAGGGAGAAGAAGAAGAAGAAAAAGAAGAAGAAUGGAGGGUGAGGGUGCGGCAGUGUGGCAAGGUGCGGUUUUGGGUGGAAUACUUUUCUGGAUUGUUUCUGCUUCCUACCUCGACGUUACUCGCAAGCUUAGAUCUUUGUUUCAACCUUGGGUUUCUCAUCAUGUUGAAACUCAAACCUCUGUUGUCCUUAAGAUCCAGAGUUACGGGUCUGGGUUCCUGGAUGCACUUUUCUCAGGGUUGUCUUGCGUUGUUUCUGUGCCCUUCUACACUGGUUUUCUCCCUCUGCUGUUCUGGAGUGGACAUGGCAAACUGGCGAGGCAGAUGACGUUGUUGAUGGCGUUUUGUGAUUAUCUUGGUAACUGCAUAAAGGAUGUGGUUUCAGCCCCAAGACCUGCUUCUCCACCUGUCAAGAGAGUAACUGCCACAAAAGAUGAAGAAGAGAAUGCGUUAGAAUAUGGAUUGCCUUCUUCUCACACCCUCAACACAGUUUGCUUAUCUGGCUACCUUCUGCACUAUGUCCUGACUCAUACUCAAAUUCAAGGUGCCUAUGUUACUUAUCUUGGAAUUUCUCUUGCCUUCAUGCUGGUGCUUCUCAUUGGUUUGGGAAGAAUUUAUCUUGGCAUGCAUAGUGUGGUUGAUGUUCUUGCUGGCCUUCUUUUUGGAUUGCUGAUCCUUGCAUUCUGGCUUACGGUUCAUGAACACAUAGACAAUUUUGUGAUCUCAGGACAAAAUGUUACAUCCUUUUGGGCUGUCUUGAGCUUCCUCUUGCUUUUUGCUUAUCCUACACCUGAACUUCCAACUCCAAGCUUCGAGUUUCACACUGCAUUCAAUGGUGUUGCACUGGGAAUUGUGGCUGGAGUACAGCAAACAUACCAUCAAUUUCACCAUGGCGACGUUCCUCGUUUGUUUUCUUCUGAAAUGAGUGUGGCUGUAUUUGCGGGAAGGAUGCUGGUGGGUAUACCUACAAUUUUAACUGUGAAAUUCUGCAGUAAGGCUCUUGCAAAAUGGAUCAUUCCUAUGGUAGCAAAUACUUUAGGCAUUCCAAUAAAAUCAACCAGCUAUAUACCCACAUUGAAUGGAUCCGCUGCGCUCAAAAAGACUGAUAAACUCAGACAAGGUUACUUCCAAAAGCUCCUUUCGCGGCAUAAGGCAUUCGAUGUUGAUACCGGAAUUAGAUUUCUUCAGUACGCAGGUCUUGCCUGGUCUGUAGUUGACUUAGUGCCGUCGCUUUUUUCAUACAUGAGUUUGUGAUCACACGCUUACAAAUUUUGGAAAAAUUCUGUAUAGCCAGCCAGAUAUCAUGUCAUCGAGGAACAUAACACUAGUCUCUCCACACGGUUUAAUUUUAACGUGAGAAUCCGUUCCGGAUGUUUACAAUUUUUGCGCAAAAGUGUAAAGAUUUCUUCAUACAUUAUUAAUUUCCUUUCAGAUUGCAAUUUUUUUUCAA